AUGGAGGUGACUGACGGCGACGAGCGUCUUGCGAUGGACGAUGACGAUUGCAUGGGCAUUUUGUGGUCGCUGCAUCAGCGGCGGAUCGAAUUUAAUCAGCUCGAGGAAAGCAUUCAAGCCACCGAAGAGGCAGCGGACGAACUCGAGGAGCAGCUUGUGGGGACGAACUUCACUGUCGCCGCUCUUUUGGCUCAACGGUUCACGAGGAUCCCUCGUGAGAGGGCAAUGCUCUGCUCCACGGCGGAGGAACGGACAAUCGGCCACCUUUUCGCUGUGGGACAAUCGGUGGUAAACGAGAGCUACCGCGAGUUCUGCGACGUUGUAAUUCAGGAACUGGAGGCCAGAACGGUUUCGAUGGUUAGGAACGAGGACCUCGAGCACCACAUGCGCGAAUUCCAGGCAGUCCUGGGAUUCCCCAACGCCAUCGGUGCUCUUGACGGCUACCACCUGCCCGUGUCGCCGCCGAAAGACUCGGCUGUCGACUACCGCAAUUACAAAGGCUGGUACAGCGUCAUCCUGUUGGCGUUGGUGGACCACAGGUACCUUUUUCGGUACAUCAGCGUGGGCUCCCCUGGCAAGUGCCACGAUGCCAAUGUGUAUGGGCGAUCCCCGUUGGGGCGUCUGCUCGAGGACUACCAGGUGGCUGUGCCAAGAACCAUUGGUGGCACAGAAAUACCACCCAUCGUCCUGUGUGAUCAGGCAUUCCCCCUCACCAGGAACCUGAUGAAGCCCUUCCCCCACAGUUUAAAUCACCCUCAGGACGAAGGCGACUUCAACUACGCCCUCUCCAAGGCCAGGCGUGUUGUGGAGAAUGCGUUUGGGCGUUUGAAAGCUCGAUUCAGAAUCGUCCUCAAGCGAAUGGAGGUUCGCAUCGACAAUGUCAACGCCGUCGUCCGAGCGUGCUGCAUACUGCACAACGUCUGCGAGACGCUCAACGACAGUGCGGACAAGCAGUGGAUCCAGGACGCCCGGAAAGUGGAGGAGGAUGACAAGCUGGAGCAGCCGAGCCGCAAAACCAAGGCCAAGACGGACAGUGGCACUGCGGUGCGCACUGCACUUGUUGCCUAUUUUGGUGCUAACCCACCCCCCAAGCGCAACCAAGCUUCAGCAGAGGCACUGUAAUUUGUUCAGCGUUGACCUUUCCCUGGCAGGCAAACUGUGCUUGCAUUUAGGAUGUUUCACCUCAGUCGAACUUUGCAUAGAAAGUUCAAGAAAGCUGAACCUUGUCAGGUUCACGACAUCCCUACAAACAAGUGUCCUAAUUCUCCACAGGUGUAGUAAUAAGCAAGGAACCAAUC
Molecule: messenger RNA, 1298 nt
Organism: Ixodes scapularis (black-legged tick)
Lineage: Eukaryota; Metazoa; Arthropoda; Arachnida; Ixodida; Ixodidae
Product: protein ANTAGONIST OF LIKE HETEROCHROMATIN PROTEIN 1-like
Exons: 3
Coding region: 1-1122 (373 amino acids)
Source: RefSeq, a predicted model, not a curated record